Leopardus geoffroyi (Geoffroy's cat) is the source of this 1821-nucleotide messenger RNA. It is a transcript of the gene GREP1, whose product is annotated as glycine rich extracellular protein 1. The transcript has 36 exons. The record is from RefSeq and is a predicted model, not a curated record. NCBI's taxonomy places the organism in Eukaryota, Metazoa, Chordata, Mammalia, Carnivora, Felidae. Bases 21 to 1676 code for a protein of 551 amino acids.
AUCCUGUCCCACUCGGCAUCAUGGGCACCUGGGCCUUCCCCGUGGCGCUUUUCCUGCUCUGCCUGACUUCUGAAAGCCUGCAAGGCGGGCUACCUCCAUUGUCUCCAGGCCUAGGGAAAGGCUACGGCCCCCCCAGUGGCCUGGGAGCAGGAUUUGGGAACGGGAAUGGCCUGGGAGCCCAGCCAGGCAUUGGAGGGGGUGUGAAAGCCCAGAAGCCAGGGUUUGGGAACGGAAAUGGGCUAGCAGCAGGGGCCUUCCCAGGUGCGGUGGCCCAGCCAGCUCAGCACAGCUAUGGAGCCCCAGGAGGAGGCUGGGUCGCUGGGAUCCCCUCACCUGCCACGUCUUUCUCCCCAGGUUUUGGAGGUGGUGUGAAACCCCAGAAGCCAGCAUAUGGAAACGGACUGGUUGCUGGUGCCUUCCCGGGGCUUGGAGCCCAGCCAGGCCCUGCGGCUCAGGGACCAGGAGUCGGAGGGGGCGUGAAACCACAAAAGCCAGGAUUUGGCAAUGGGAAUGGGAUGGGAGUUGGAGCCCAGCCAGGAUUCGGGAACGGGAAUGGGCCGGGAGGCGGCGCCUUCCCAGGAGCAGGAGUGCAACCAGGCCCUGCAACUCAAAACGGCUAUGGACCAGGCUUUGGAGGGGGUGUGGAGCCCCAGAAGCCGGGAUUCGGGAACGGCAACGGGCUGGCAGCCCAGCCAGGCCUAGCGACCCAGAACGGAUAUGGAGCAGGCUUUGGUGGGGGCAGGAAGCCCCAGAAGCCAGGAUUCAGGAACGGCAACGGGCUGGGAGGCCAGCCAGGCCCCGUGGUUCCCAUCAGCUACGGACCAGGCGUUGGUGAAGGCGGGAAGCCCCAGAAGCCAGUUUACAGGAAUGGGCUGGGAGCCGGAGUCUUCCCAGGCCUGGGAAGGGGCAUGAGCCCUCUGAAGCUAGGAUAUGCCCCAGGGCCUGGGCUGCAGCUCCCGGCAGCUCUUGGAGGGGGUGUGAAACCUCAGAAGCCAGGAUAUGGCAAUGGAAUUGGGGUGGGGGCCCAGCCAGGUCCCUGCAAUGGGAGGGUCCCUCCACUGCUGCUCCCCAGGCCUCCCACUUCGGGGGUCCCUUCUAACAAAGGGGGCGGCUGGGGCCCCAAAUCUCAGCCCCCUCCCCCAGUGCAGAAUGGCAAGUUCCCAGCACCGACUCCGGCCAUCCAGUGGGGAAUGAAACCUCAGAAAGCAGGAUACCGGUCCCCGAACGGCUAUGGAGCAGGAACAGAACUGGGCUUUGGUGGUGGCCUCAAGCCUCAGAAAGUCGGGUUUGGCUACGGGAAUGGUCUGGGAGCCGCCGGGGUCUUCCCUGAGGCCCACCUGCAGCCAGAGUUCCCUGGGGCCAAUGGCUUUAGGAAUGGGUUCAGGGAGGAAGCGCCAGUCUACCCCAAGGCAGCAGCUCCAGGCCCUGAAGGAAAUGGUCAGGCUGGGACCCUAAGGGGCUCCUCUUGGCCCUCCGUCCAGCCCUGGGUGCUUGCCCUGAAGCCUGGAUAUGGGGCUGGAGUUGCAUAUCCAGGGGUCAGGAGCCAGCCAGGCACAUACGGACAGCUGAGGCCAGAGCUGGGCCCUGGACCCUUCGGCAGCCCUGAGGUGAAGAGAGGUGGCAGUGGCCUGCUGGGAAAUGGCUAUGGAGGCCACUGUUCUCUUGGAAAAUGCUGAGCGCCGAGGCCCUUCCAUCACCACCCAUCCUGAGUGCCUCAGAACCACAGCCCGGUGUGGGUGAGGACGACCAGACCCUGGGGCUUGGCUUCUGGCCUGGGGUCUCCUGCGGGCUGAAAGUAUUAAUAAAGACCACGUACUUCCC